UCACCCUGCGUCCCUGUGGAUGCGUCCGUUGGUCUUCUCAAACUCGGUGGCCUCUUUGGCCGUCUCUCUGAAGCUGGCUACGUCCACGGGGCCCACCUGUACGCUCGUGCGGGCGGUGACGGGCCGCCGGGAGGCCAGCAGGUUGGCCGUGUGGGUGAUCCUCCCAGCAGCUGUCGCUCCCUCUGGUGUGCCCGUGACCGAUCUGGGGUUGGAUGGGUGCAGUGUGGGGUAGAAUGGGGCCGUCCGGUCGCCCUCUGAGUUGAGGGCCCGCAUGUAGAAGGACGCCAGGGGCUCGGACUCGAUGGCCUCGAUGGGGUCCAUCCGACCCACUCGCGUCAAUGUCGUCAUGUCGCGGUACGUCGUGCGGUAACCAUGCUGCUGGCUCCACGACGGGAGGCCGGGGUAGAAUGACGGCUGUCCACUCACUUCAUUCGCAGAGGUGUCAGCCGCACCAGCCGACUCGCCCUUGGGGCCCUUGGCGAGGGACAAAGAGAGCUUCUCGACGCCGCUGCCGCUGAGGAAGCUGCCCCGCCCACCCGCACCGCCAUCCCUGAACGCCAAUCCAAUCCAUUGACACACCCCGACCGUGACACGUUCACGCACAUUCUCCUUUGCAUGAUGUUGCAAGGCGUGCCUGGUUCGGGGGACGGCUGUUCUGCACGACAUCUCACGGUAGGAGGUGCGGUAGGCGUGCUGCUUCGUCCAGGGCAUCCGGCCCUCAUACAAAGCCACAUUCGUCCCGCCUAACCACACACGCAAUUGAAACAGCGUCGACAUGACCGAGUUGUGCCGUCAUAUGCACCGCGUCCGUAUCGACUGACCGAGUGGGCGGCCGACGGAUGAGUAGCGGCUGACAAAAGGGGGGCAGGCAGCGCUCGUGUGAGGCCGGUGAGAUGAGGAGGCCUCCACCAUAGCGAACUGGAGGGAAGGCAG
Molecule: messenger RNA, 933 nt
Organism: Vitrella brassicaformis
Lineage: Eukaryota; Vitrellaceae
Source: the annotation of a GenBank genome assembly